AUGACAAUAUCGCCGCCCGAGGACCUCGUCUCAAGCCUGCUAUCUAUCAUCGAAAAGAGCAUCAUACCUCUGACGCAGAAAGGCGUCUCGAGCGGCUCUAAACUCUUUGGGGCUGCCAUUAUCGCUCGCAAAGACCUCACACCAUACACUCUCGCUACUAACAACGAACGCAUCUCACCCCUUUUGCACGGCGAAAUCAACUGCAUCCAACAAUUCUGCACUGUCGACUUCCCCGAUCCUUCAACGCGACCUCAUCCCGCCAAAGACUGCAUCUUUCUCGCUACCCAUGAGCCAUGUUCGCUAUGUCUGAGCGGCAUCACAUGGGCGGGUUUCAACGAGUUCUACUACUUGUUCACGUACGAAGAUAGCCGGGAUCUCUUCGGAAUCCCGUACGAUAUCGACAUCUUGCAAGAGGUGUUUCGGGUCCCAGGGGAGGGCGAGAGUGAAGAGCAGGUACAAAGCAGGCAGCUCUACAAUCGUAAGAACAAGUUCUUCACUGCGAAGAGCUUUGUCGAUGUUGUCGGGGAGAUUGAAGAUGAGAGCGAGAGGAAGCGGCUACUGGGUGAGAUCGACAGGGUCAAAAGUCUUUACAACAGCCUGAGCGAGACGUAUCAGAAAGGCAAAGAGGCGGGUGCAGAAAGUUCAAGUGUGUGGAAGUAG
This is a messenger RNA of Alternaria ventricosa, 660 nucleotides long. RefSeq lists its product as uncharacterized. Gene Ontology annotation, molecular function: catalytic activity. The coding region runs from base 1 to 660 and encodes 219 amino acids. The record is from RefSeq and is a predicted model, not a curated record. The transcript is spliced from 2 exons. Lineage: Eukaryota; Fungi; Ascomycota; Dothideomycetes; Pleosporales; Pleosporaceae.